GUUUGUGUUUUGCUCAUGCUUAUAUAUUUUUUAGUAUAAUAAUGAAUACCGGACAUCCUGUAAUGUUGUGAUUUUCCUUGACUGCUUGCACUCUUUGCAUAAUAACUCUGAGAGUUGGGAUGAUCAUAAUCGUGUACUGAAGAUCAUUACAGACAUGUUCCUCCCUCAUAUUGCUUUGUCUGAGCUGGAAGAUGAGUGCUUCUCAAAGAUCUUACCGAAGGCGGUGACAAUGUUUGACAGCAUGAUGAAGGAAAUCUUGGAACAAGUUGGAGGGCUGUCCAGUCAAAAUACUGAAUUGUGUGCCCUACUGAGGAACAUUCUGCAGGCAAUGAUGCAGUUAAUUGAUGCACUAUCCACUUGUGUGCGUCACAUUAGCACAUUUGAAGAAGCUCCUGACUUAGAUGCCAUCCGCUCGUUACCAACAUGCAUCCUAAAAGUCCUGAGGGAAACUUUUCAACACUGCAAGGAAAGCGAGGUGGUUUACUGUGGCCGUCUGUCUCUGGUGGCUGACCUGCUGCAGGGACUCUUCAAAGAAGCCUACUCCCUCCAGAAGGGUCUAUUGGAGCUGCUGGACAGGAUCUCCCUGGACAGCAGUGCCUCAGAGGAAGAGGUCUGUGAUGUUGUAACAGUGAUUCACAACUUGCUGGAUAUCUGCUCUAUUAUCUCCAACCUGGACAUCGCACUACAUGCAAACACAUGGAAAUUCCUCAUCAAACAGAGUCUGAAGUACCAGUCAUUGGUGGAGGAACAUCUACACCAUGGUGACAUCAGCAACAGUCUGUGUGACAACCUGCUGACCUCCUUUCACAGCUGUAUCGAGCUGGGUGAACAGAUUAAACAUGCUGGCCUGCAGGAGGCAACACAAAGUCCAGAAUACAAGCUGUUCCAGAAAACUGCAAAGAUGUGUAGAUUUUUUGCCAACACUUUGGUUCAUUACAUAAAGGAAUUCAAAUUUUUUCUGACAAAGUAUUGUAGCUGCUUUCACCAACUCUACCUCCAGAUCAUCAGCAAGUUUCCUCCCAGCUUGUGUGCUCCAACACUACCUUCGGCUCUGUACGAGGAGCUGAAAGCCGCAGCUCUGGUUCCCAUGGACGCCCUCCUUCUCCAGCUGUUGCCUUUAAGGCCCUUCGCUGAAAUUGUCCUUCAGCAGGACCUGCAGUUAACUCGUGAACAUGAACUUCCUCAGUGCCUCUUGCUGGUGAGCGCCCUCGGUCAGCUCUCAUCCCAACCAGAGGAGGUGCUGCAGCUCUGGUACACUGGCAGCCAGUUCUCGGAGGAAACACCCAGACUCCCUCUCUACCAGGCCUUGUUCACUAGUUUCAGGCGAUGCUUUACUGAGCGCCAGGUACCUGUGCUGUUGCCAGGGGUGAUGAUGAAGGGUCAGGCCCAGGUCCAGGUCUCUCUGCACAACCACAUCUGUGUGCAACUCUGUGCCAGUGUAGCUGCACUUACCCCGGUGUACUUCCCCGUGCUGGAGCGUUGUUUGGUCAAUACUGUACUACAGGCAGAUACUCAGACAGCUUUACUGGCAACAGAUGUGUGGUGCUUUACAGCACGGUAUGGGACAGCAGAACUUUGUCUGCAUCAUGUCCUGCUUGUUGCUCAGCUGGUGAAAGCUUGCACCACUGAGUGUUACCAGUCAGUCCACCUGGGCCUGCUGCUCAAACGCAUGGUUUUCCUCAUGACGCCGAACCACCAGAUGGCGCUGGUAGAGCGUUUCCCACCUUCUGAGGUUGAAAACCUUCCAGUGUGGCGACACGUCCUUCUCAGAGCUCUUUCACAUGAUGCUCGUCAACGCGUUGAGACCGACAUCAUUGGCCUUACUCAGAAAACUUUAACCAACUGGCAGAAUGGAGCGUACCAACUAGGACAGCUUGACAAAGUGAACACAGUGCUGUCAUCCCUCCUAGUGGUGGUUCGGGUGCAAUCAUCUCCUGAGGAACAGUGUGUGUUGACUGCGAUAAGGAUAAUCACACAGUUAUGGUUACGAAUGAGUCCAGACCAGGUGCAGACCCAUCCUAUUCUCCAGUCUACUCUGCAGCUGCUCCUGUUAAUAUCAGCCUUUUUAGUGAAAAACCUUGAACCUCAAGUCAUUUGUGACGCUCUGUUGUGUGUGGAUGCUGUGGUGUCUCAGAAGUGUCCAGAAGAGCUGCUGCUGGCUGCUCUGGGGUUCCUCUCCUCACUGGGGAGGAUCUUUGUCCCUCCUGACAGCCAGAAUCAUGUCCUGCCGAGGCUGAGCAGUCUGUUUGCAGUCCUGUUGGCCGACAGAUUCUGGCUGCUACAUCAGCACGCCCUGGAGGCCUUUUCUCAGUUUGCAGAGAUUACAAACCAUGAAGAGGUCAUUUCCCUGAGUUUGUCUGUAGAAGAGACCAAGACGAAGGUGGUGAACUAUCUUAGCAAGACUGUAAAUGCACAGGAAGAUGUGGAGUCGCGGCUUCAGAGAUUGAAGCUGGAGACAGCAGUUACUGAACAACACAACGAACGGCUGGAGAAUGACAAAGAGAAGACUUCCAACAAACCGGCUGCUGAAGCUGCAGAUUCAGAGCCGUGCUCAAAGAGACCUCGGCAGGAGAGCGGAGCAGAGGAGGAGUACAGUCGCUACAUCCAGACAGCAGAAAGCGCUCUGAAAGCUCUUCAUGCUCUCACUGAGAGUAAAGCCAGCUCUAGUGCUCCUCCUCCACAGUGGCUGGAAGCCAGACUGCAGGAGCUCCAGACCCUCAUCACCCACAUCAGUACGGCCAGACACACAACUUAG
Messenger RNA from Centropristis striata (black sea bass), 2755 nucleotides. It is a transcript of the gene firrm, whose product is annotated as fignl1 interacting regulator of recombination and mitosis. The record is from RefSeq and is a predicted model, not a curated record. The transcript has 23 exons. Lineage: Eukaryota; Metazoa; Chordata; Actinopteri; Perciformes; Serranidae. Bases 155 to 2755 code for a protein of 866 amino acids.